UCUCUUCUCUGUCACUUUGCCUACCCACUAAGAAAAAUCGAUCCUUUCUUCUCUUCCAUACGCUUCUUUCUCUUCUCUUCAUUCAUUUCAAUUUGUGGUGUUAGUGAAAUAAUAAUGAAGGGGUAGUUGAACAUUCAAACAACCCAUGCCCUCAUUUUUAUGUGUGGGUAUGUUCUCAUUAUCUUCAACAAAUACAUAGUACAAUUACUACAAUGCUGUAUCUGCUUCUGCGUGGUUCUUACUCAAUUUCUUCUCUUUCUUCCCUUCUUCCUCGAUCUCAAUCUUCCCAACUGGAUUUUGCUCUCUGGGGGGGAGGGGUAAAUAACUCAAUACCCACGAGACUUGCUAUACUUUCGUUGAAAAGCCAUUGGAUAGAUGUGAAAUGCGUCAUACCCUUUUUUUGUGUUUGAUGGAAUUGCGUUUCUGGUCAUUUUUUAAUGAUGUUUUUUUUUUCAAUAACUAAUCUAACGAACUCUCUUAUUUAAUUUUAUUUUAACCUUUUGUGUAUUAUAUCGUUGUUCUUUCUUUCUUUUUCUUUUUUUUUUUCCUUUUUGAGCUUAUCUUUUGUUUGUGUUAUCUGUCUGGAUAACGUUGGACAGGUUGGUGACUCCGGGAGCUAAACCACUUCUUGUUUGGGUUUUGUUGUAGAUUUGGUCUUAUAUUUGAAUUAGACCGUGUAGAAUUGCAUCUGGCAAUAGGUUGUUGAGUAAUACGCAUAACGCAUUGUUUUGUGAUACAAGUACUCUUAAGCUUUUCUGGGGAAUUUUUAGUUUGGGGUAUACAUUACAAUUUCUAGCUUUGGUUAGUAAUUCUCCAAGAUGUCAAAAUUUGAGGGUGUUAUUGUCUCCGAUCAAUGGCUUCAUAGCCAGUUCACGCAGGUUGAGCUUCGCAGCCUGAAAUCAAAAUUUGUCUCUUUAAAGAAUCAGAAUGGUAAAGUUACAUUUGGAGAUUUGCCGCCUUUGAUGGUGAAGCUAAACGCAUUCAGAGAUAUGUACAGUGAGGAUGAGAUUAGGGGUAUCUUGGGUGAAUCAGGCACUGAUUUUACCAAUGACAUUGAUUUUGAAGCCUUCUUAAAGGCAUAUUUGAAUUUGCAAAGCCAAGCUACUACAAAACAAGGUGGUAGGAGACACUCCUCGUCAUUCCUCAAAGAAACCGUGACCACCCUUCUUCACACAAUCAGUGAAUCAGAAAAGGCCUGCUAUGUUGCCCACAUAAACAGCUACCUUGGUGAUGAUCCAUUUUUGAAGCAAUAUCUUCCUUUGGACCCAGCUACAAAUGAUAUAUUUGAUCUUGCAAAAGAUGGUGUUCUUCUGUGUAAACUUAUCAAUGUUGCUGUGCCUGGGACUAUAGAUGAACGGACCAUCAAUUGCAAACGGAAUCCUAGUUUUUGGGAGGUAAACGAGAACCAUACUCUAUGCCUCAAUUCAGCCAAGGCUAUUGGCUGCACAGUGGUUAACAUUGGCGCACAGGACUUAGUUGAAGGAAGACCUCAUCUUGUUCUAGGGUUGAUUUCCCAAAUCAUAAAGAUUCAGCUGCUGGCUGAUCUCAACCUUAAGAAGACACCUCAGCUUGUGGAAUUGGUUGAUGACAACGAGGAGAUCGAAGAGCUUCUUAAUUUGUCUCCUGAAAAGGUUCUACUAAAAUGGAUGAAUUUUCAUCUCCAGAGAGCAGGUUACGAGAAAACUGUCAGAAAUUUUUCUUCUGAUGUUAAGGAUGGAGAGGCCUAUGCUUAUCUGCUUAAUGUCCUUGCUCCUGAACAUUGCAGUCCGGCCACCUUGGAUACCAAGGACGCCAAUGAAAGGGCAAAUCUGGUUCUUGAUCAUGCAGAGAGAAUGGGCUGCAAAAGAUACUUGACCCCAAGGGAUGUUGCAGAGGGUACUUCAAACUUGAAUCUUGCAUUUGUUGCACAAUUGUUUCAUCAUAGGAGUUGUCUAUCUACAGACACUAAGAAGAUGUCCUAUGCUGAGAUGAUGACGGAUGAUGUGCAAACAUCUAGAGAAGAGAGAUGCUUCCGAAUGUGGAUCAAUAGUCUUGGAAUUUCUACACAUGUAAAUAAUCUGUUUGAGGAUGUCAGAAAUGGAUGGAUACUUUUAGAAGUGUUAGACAAGAUAUUUCCUGGAUCAGUUAACUGGAAACAUGCAACAAGACCUCCAAUUAGAAUGCCAUUCAGAAAAGUAGAGAACUGCAAUCAGGUCAUAAAAAUUGGUAAACAACUGAGAUUCUCACUAGUCAAUGUAGCUGGUAAUGACAUUGUGCAAGGAAAUAAGAAGCUCAUUCUUGCUUUAUUGUGGCAGCUCAUGCGAUUCACAAUGCUUCAACUGUUGAAAAAUUUGAGAUCUCAUUCCCAAGGAAAGGAGAUCAGUGAUGCUGAUAUCCUGAAAUGGGUGAACAGAAAAGUGAAGAUCAUUGGUAGAACUUCUCACAUAGAGAGCUUCAAGGAGAAGAGCUUGUCAAGUGGACUCUUUUUCCUUGAGCUUCUGAGUGCUGUUGAGCCUAGGGUUGUCAAUUGGAACCUUGUCACCAAGGGUGAAAGUGAUGAUGAGAAGAGGUUGAAUGCCACUUAUAUAAUCAGCGUUGCACGGAAGCUCGGUUGUUCUAUAUUUUUGUUACCUGAGGAUAUUAUGGAGGUUAAUCAGAAGAUGAUUCUCACUCUUGCAGCCAGUAUAAUGUAUUGGAGCCUGCAACAACAGACUGAAGACACGGAUUCAUUUCCUUCACCUGUCAACACUGCUACUACCACCACGCCCGAAGCAUCCCCGGCACCUUCGGUGUGUGGUGAAGAUGAAAGUUCCUCCAUUGGCGGUGAAUUCUCCAACUUGAGUGUUGACGAUGCCACCUCUGACACCACAGCCACUUCUUCACAACCCGAGUCUGACAGUGUUUCUGCUGGAGAUGAGCUGUUAUGAGUCAUCUAGUUGGCAUAAGAUGAGUGCUAAAUGUUUUUUGUUAAAGGGAGAAUAUAAUGAGUAAUGACAUUGCAAAGCUUAUGAAACACCUCCACCAUGGUCUCAACCUUCAAAAAAGUUAGGGAAGUAAAGAUACCUAUAGAAUAGUAGAUGUGAAUAGUCUGUACAAAAAUAUCAUGUUCUUUGGAGAGAAAUGCUUAUUCAGAGGGAUCAGAAUGAAUAAAGCUUGGAGGGGAAGAAAGAAAUGAAUGUGAUCAAUUCACACGACUCCCUUAUAUUGCCUUUAAGUGGGUUCCACUACUGUAUUUGUAUUUUGUCAUUCGUUACGUUAUGAUGACCAACAAUGAUGACCAUUUACCGUGUCAGAUGAACAGAAAAUUUAUAAUUAGCUCUCAUUCGUUCUUAAGGUUUAGUCUGAUAAAAAAGAUGAAAUGCAUUGUGAAUGUCUCAAAGCCUUGUCAUCAUUUUUCUGUCGAUA
Glycine soja is the source of this 3384-nucleotide messenger RNA. RefSeq names its product fimbrin-1-like. Gene Ontology annotation, cellular component: actin filament bundle; actin filament; cytoplasm. Bases 819 to 2906 code for a protein of 695 amino acids. NCBI's taxonomy places the organism in Eukaryota, Viridiplantae, Streptophyta, Magnoliopsida, Fabales, Fabaceae. Gene Ontology annotation, biological process: actin filament network formation; actin filament bundle assembly. The transcript has 14 exons. The record is from RefSeq and is a predicted model, not a curated record. Gene Ontology annotation, molecular function: actin filament binding.